Messenger RNA from Sorex fumeus (smoky shrew), 2021 nucleotides. RefSeq names its product myotubularin 1 (gene MTM1). Gene Ontology annotation, cellular component: plasma membrane. Gene Ontology annotation, molecular function: phosphatidylinositol-3,5-bisphosphate 3-phosphatase activity. The transcript has 15 exons. Gene Ontology annotation, biological process: negative regulation of autophagosome assembly; mitochondrion distribution; muscle cell cellular homeostasis. The record is from RefSeq and is a predicted model, not a curated record. The coding region runs from base 23 to 1834 and encodes 603 amino acids. Lineage: Eukaryota; Metazoa; Chordata; Mammalia; Eulipotyphla; Soricidae.
CCGGAGCUCGAGCGUUUCCAGUAUGGCUUCCGCACCAAUGCCCAAGUAUAACUCCCACUCCUUGGAGAAUGAGUCGCAGAAGAGGGCCUCGAGCGAUGGACUCAAUCAGGAUGUGGGCGCGGCAGUUCCGCGACUUCCAGGAGAGACGCGCAUUACGGACAAAGAAGUUAUUUACAUAUGUCCUUUCAAUGGCCCCAUUAAGGGAAGAGUUUACAUCACAAAUUAUCGUCUUUAUUUAAGAAGUUUGGAAACGGAUUCCUCUCUAAUCCUUGAUGUUCCUCUGGGCGUGAUCUCAAGAAUUGAAAAAAUGGGAGGUGCCACAAGUCGAGGAGAAAACUCCUAUGGUCUCGACAUUACUUGUAAAGACAUGCGGAACCUGAGGUUUGCCUUGAAGCAGGAAGGCCACAGCAGACGGGACAUGUUUGACACCCUCACGAAGUACGCUUUCCCCCUGGCCAACAAUCUGCCAAUGUUUGCAUUUUUAAACGAAGAAAAAUUUAACGUGGAUGGAUGGACAGUUUACAACCCAAUGGAAGAAUACAGAAGGCAGGGCUUACCCAACACCCAUUGGAGAAUCACUUUUGUUAACAAGUGCUAUGAACUGUGUGACACUUACCCUGCCCUUUUGGUGGUUCCCUACCGCACCUCGGAUGACGAUCUCAGGAGAGUUGCGACUUUCAGAUCACGAAAUCGAAUUCCCGUGCUGUCUUGGAUUCAUCCUGAAAACAAGACGGUCAUUGUGCGCUGCAGCCAGCCUCUUGUCGGCAUGAGUGGCAAGCGGAAUAGAGAUGAUGAGAAGUAUCUCGAUGUGAUCAGGGAGACCAAUAAACAAAUCGCUAAACUCACCAUCUACGAUGCCAGACCCAGUGUGAAUGCAGUGGCCAAUAAGGCAACAGGAGGAGGAUAUGAAAGUGAUGAUGCGUAUCAUAACGCUGAACUUUUCUUCUUAGACAUUCAUAACAUCCAUGUCAUGCGGGAAUCUUUGAAAAAGGUCAAAGAUAUUGUUUACCCUAAUGUGGAAGAGUCUCAUUGGUUAUCCAGCUUGGAGUCAACUCAUUGGUUAGAGCACAUCAAGCUUGUCCUGACGGGGGCCAUUCAAGUGGCAGACAAAGUGUCUUCAGGGAAGAGCUCCGUGCUCGUGCACUGCAGUGACGGCUGGGACAGGACAGCGCAGCUGACGUCCCUGGCCAUGCUGAUGUUGGACUCCUUCUACCGGAGCAUCGAAGGCUUCGAAAUCUUGGUGCAGAAAGAAUGGAUCAGCUUUGGACACAAGUUCGCAUCUAGAAUAGGCCACGGGGAUAAGAACCACGCCGAUGCAGACCGGUCUCCCAUCUUCCUCCAGUUCAUUGACUGCGUGUGGCAGAUGUCGAAACAGUUUCCUACAGCUUUCGAGUUCAACGAGCGGUUUCUGAUUACCAUCUUGGAUCAUCUGUACAGUUGCCGGUUUGGUACUUUCUUAUUCAACUGCGAAGCUGUUCGGGAAAGACAGAACGUUACAGAAAGAACGGUUUCUCUCUGGUCACUGAUAAAUAGCAACAAGGAAAAAUUCAAAAACCCCUUCUACACUAAAGAAAUCAAUCGCGUUUUGUAUCCAGUCGCCAGCAUGCGUCACUUGGAACUCUGGGUGAAUUACUACAUUCGAUGGAACCCCAGAAUCAAGCAACAACAGCCUAACCCGGUGGAGCAGCGCUACAUGGAGCUCCUGGCCCUGCGGGACGAGUACAUCAAGCGCCUGGAGGAGAUGCAGCUCGCCAACUCGGCCAAGCUCUCAGAGCCCUCCGCCUCGCCAGCUAGCCCCUCGCAGAUGGUGACCCACAUGCAGACGCACUUCUGAGGCUCUGGGCCCAGCGCACGACAAAGGCACUUGGCGACUCUCCUUGGGGGGCUCUGUACAGAGUAGAUGCAAAGAUUGGCCUCCGUGUAGAACUGCACUAACACCAUCUUACACUCUUGAAUAUGUGCCUUCUAGAAUACAUAUUACAAGAAAGCCACCGCGUCUCCGCCGAGCAGCCGGAGGAGAG